GUCAGCGUCCCCGAGGGCCUCGCGAUGGUCGGUGAGGGUCGGUGAGGGCGGUCGGUGAGGGCCUCGCGAGCGACGACGAAGUGUGUGCAAAUGUCGUACUCUGCCCUUUCGACCUCCGCAUGGUACGUCCUAUAUCCCACCCUGAACGUCACGUCCUAUAUCCCAGCCGCACGUCACGUCCUCCCGCUCAUCCGCAUGGCACGUCCGCGCCCACAUCCUCUCCACCUCACUCAAAUCCGCCCGACACGUCCUCCCGCUUAGCCGCACACCGAGCACGGACGCGUCCGCACACCGAGCACGGUCGCGUCCACACACACCGAGCCCGAGCGCGUCCGCACACCAAGCACGGUCGCGUCCGCACACCGAGCACGGCGCGCCCGCA
This is a messenger RNA of Schizophyllum commune H4-8, 382 nucleotides long. RefSeq lists its product as uncharacterized. The transcript has a single exon. The record is from RefSeq and is a predicted model, not a curated record. The coding region runs from base 91 to 261 and encodes 56 amino acids. Lineage: Eukaryota; Fungi; Basidiomycota; Agaricomycetes; Agaricales; Schizophyllaceae.